Molecule: messenger RNA, 1014 nt
Organism: Apis cerana (Asiatic honeybee)
Lineage: Eukaryota; Metazoa; Arthropoda; Insecta; Hymenoptera; Apidae
Source: RefSeq, a predicted model, not a curated record
GUUGUCGGUUAAUGUCGUAAACGGUCUCUAGCGAUCGAUCAAUUUCUAAUUGAGGUAAAAUUUAAAAAGAAUUUGAUAUACAUCGACGAAAAAUUCGAUGAAAUAAUAUAUCUAUAAGAUAAGAAAUAAUAUAUAUAUAUAUAUAAGAUUUUAAAAGAAGAUAAAGAAAGGAAAAGAAAGGAAACGAAAGGAAAAAAAGAAGGGAAAAGAAAGGAAGAGAAAAGAAAAAUGGCAUUAUCGAUAGCCUUGCCUCUAUCUGGCCUAGAGCCUGAACACUUUGCCUCUAUAGGGGCAAGAAUUUUGUACGAACGAGGUUUGAGAAUUUUGUCUGGCAAUCCACCGAUUUCACCGAGUACCGCGAGUGAAUCAAGUGGGAUCUCCAGUCUCAUACCCUCCACCACCGAAUCAUCAACACCCAAUGAAACGCCAAUUUCAUCAAGACCGGAAACACCAGCCGAGGAAACGAUCAAGAAGGAGGAAGGGCAAACGAAGGAAGAGGAGUUACCGCUCCGAAUCUAUUAUAGGCAACGCGACAUAUUGAAUUUAGGAGCGAAUCUCAGAGAGCCGUUCUGGCAAAUGAGAGUUCCAACGAUGCCACGAUACGAUUUCAAAAGUUUCGUAGAGAAUAGGUCGGUGUAUUAUCGGUUAGGCGAAUUCGGAUUAACGGAAGAUUAUCCAACGAGAAUGUGCACAGAUUGUGGGUUCUGCGAACCAUCGCCAUACCUGUUUUAAUCUGUCGACAUCGAUGUUGAAAACAACAGACAAGAAGAACGACGUUGCGAACAACUAACUGUCAUAAAUAGAUAGACAAGCGGCGGCCGGCUCGAAUUCACGAAGUGAAACCAAAAAGAAAAAAAAACCAAAAAAAAACAAAACAAAAAAAAACCAAAAAAAAAAAAAGAGACCAGUGACAAUGUACAUAAAAAGUACACACGUUUCUCUCGAGGAAACAUUAAAAAAAGAAGAAAGCAUUGAUCUUUUGGCGCCUAAAAGAACGCGAAAGUUCUAUACAAA